This is a messenger RNA of Aspergillus wentii DTO 134E9, 1399 nucleotides long. RefSeq names its product SDR family oxidoreductase. Lineage: Eukaryota; Fungi; Ascomycota; Eurotiomycetes; Eurotiales; Aspergillaceae. The record is from RefSeq and is a predicted model, not a curated record. The coding region runs from base 1 to 1215 and encodes 404 amino acids. The transcript is spliced from 3 exons.
AUGAGCAAUACCUGUUUCAUUCCUCCCUCUAGCAAGGUUGCCUUUGUAACCGGUGUCAAUGGCAUCAGUGGUCAUGCCAUUGUUGAACGCCUCAUUCGAACUCUCAAGUCGGAAUGGUCCAAAAUCAUCGUCACCUCGCGCAGACCCCUAGACAACUACUGGGUCGAUCCGCGCGUGCAAUUCGUGGCACUUGACUUUUUGCAACCCAAGGAUAGCAUCGUCGAGAAGAUCAAGAUUAUCUGCAAGGAUGUCACCCAUGCGUACUUCACCUCGUAUAUCCACGACAAUGACUUUUUCAAGCUGUCUGAGAAGAAUGGCCCUCUCUUUCGGAACUUUCUGGAAGCGAUUGAUGAAGCGUGUCCUGAACUUCAGCGUGCGUCUACAGACAGGAGGAAAGGUAUGUCCGCCAUCUCUGAGAGUGGUCGAGAUUCUGACUUGUCACAGCAUUACGGAUUCCAGUUUCGAGAAUUCAACAUGCCUUUCUUCGAGGAUACCCCUCGAAUUGAAGGACCCGGGUCCGGGUCUAUCUUCUACUACGAGCAGGAAGACGACAUGAUGCGCAUCCAGAAACGUCGUAAUGUCUGGCAAUACAACAUCAUCCGGCGUAUGGGUAUUACCGGAUUCACACCCCAAUUCUCGGGCAUGAACGAAGCAAUCCCAAUCGCGCAGUACUUCCUCAUCUGUCGCGAACUCGGCGAGAACCCCAAGUGGCCUGGAAACCUGAAAGGCUUCAACCGAGUCGAGGACCAAUCCUAUGCACCCAGCAUUGCCGAUCUGACCAUCUGGGCGACGACGCAGGAGCGGUGCCAGAAUGAAGCAUUCAACCACACGAACGGUGAUGCUAUGGCGUGGAAGUUUCUGUGGAAUCUAUUUGGCCAAUACUUCAAUGUCGAGAUUGACGCCUUCCCUGAUUCAACCGUUGACACGAGCAAGCCUCAGAUCGGCCUGGGCGAGUGGGCCAAAGACAAGGAGGAGGUCUGGAAGGGCAUCGUGGCCAAGUACGGGGGCCGUGCUGAAUCGUUCCAGAUUAACAACUUUGAGUUUAUGAAUUGGGGAUUCACGCCGGCUUCUCAGGGUAGACUGUUUAUGAGUACUGUCAACAAGGCCCGGCGGUUUGGUUGGGACCGCAUUGAUGAUUCGUAUCAGGCUUGGAUUGACACGUUCCAGUCGUAUGAGAAUGCGGGCAUUUUACCUAGUCAUCAUCUUUUUCAAUAGACUGAUACAUGGGAGGAAAUUGACAUUAUAAGAUCAUGUUGGCCAGUUAAUGUGUUUGCAGUUGACUAAACCGGACCUGCGGCAUCUAGUAGCUUAUAGUUUCUAAUAAGGAUUUAUGUUGGCUGAAAGAAUGAAGUGAUGGCGUGUGGUUUUCAGAUCAAGUGUCUACUAUACAAGCAUGUAC